AUGGCGAGGUAUGCGCGUAUCCUUGUGCCUGAAAAGCAUGUUAUUUGCUAAAAGGCCUAUCCAGCAACCCUUUUCGACCAGAGGAAGGAACAAAUUCACUUGAUAGCGAGUUUCUUCGAACCACUUGGUUGUAUGGCAGGCUGUUUCAGGAUUACAGUAUCGAGAAUCAAGUCCACUAUGCUCCCUGCGACCAGCAUGAGGUUGAAAGAAACGAUAUCCAACACAAUCUCCUGCAACGAGUUUUUGAGGGCCGCUUGAUCUUCCCACCUAUUGCAAGGCCCAGAAGAAUCUUAGAUUGCGGAUACGGUAAUCAAAGUAUAGAACUCCUUUUCCUAAACCGGCUAACAAAACAAAGGGACAGCGGGGUGGGCCUCUGAUGUCGCCGACCAGAAUCCAAGUUGUGAUGUAAAACAAUAGACACAAAAAAAAACUCCUAGAAAUAAGAAUGAUACUGACUUUAAAGGGAAGGUCUUAGGAAUUGAUGUUAAUCCAUGGCAACCAGAUACCGUUCCCAGCAACUUGUACCUAAAAGUUGAUGAUUUGAACAGACGGUAAGGGCUGUCAUCAAUUAUGCUUGCAGAUGGCAUAGCUAAUCAAGUCUUACCAGAUUUACCUUUGACUCUCAUAGCUUCGACCUAGUACAAUCGCGGAUGAUGGCCAGCGGAAUCCAUUCGAAUCGGUGGACCGACUAUAUGAGGGAUAUACUCAGAGUGCUCCGGCCUGGAGGAUGGUGUCAAAUGAUAGAGCUCUACUACAACGUUCAAUCUGAUAAUGGCAGUCUUACAAAUGAACAUGCAUUACGUCGCUGGAGCAGGCACUAUAUAGAGAGCCAUGCGGGCCUGAAAGAUCUUGGUGUUCCAUUCAGACUAGAAGCUAUGUUUCGGGCGGCUGGCUUCGUAGAUGUAGAGCAUCGGAUGAUCCAACUUCCAACUUGUGCUUGGCUGACCGGUAAGCCACCCGACCAACGCUUCGGAUAUCACUAAGAAUAUAGACGAGCGCAACAAUGAGAUUGGUGCUGCAAUGAGUGAGAACGUUCAGCGAAUGUUGUCAUCUUUGGCUGUCUAUCCAUUUACGGCAAAGCUCGGAAUGACGCCCGAAUACGUACAAGAUUUGGUAAAACAAGCUCGUGCUGAAGCUCGUAACCCAGGAUAUAAGGUUACUACCCCAAAAUUGAUUCCGGUUAUUUAACCAGAAUGCUGACCACAAUUUAGGCUUAUUUCCCGCUGUACGUUUGUAUUGGGCGGAAGAGUCGAUCCAGGUCGAGGCGCUAG
Hymenoscyphus albidus is the source of this 1271-nucleotide messenger RNA. The record is from the annotation of a GenBank genome assembly. Lineage: Eukaryota; Fungi; Ascomycota; Leotiomycetes; Helotiales; Helotiaceae.